Grus americana (Whooping crane) is the source of this 4720-nucleotide messenger RNA. RefSeq names its product SLIT and NTRK like family member 6 (gene SLITRK6). Bases 599 to 3121 code for a protein of 840 amino acids. Gene Ontology annotation, biological process: regulation of presynapse assembly; positive regulation of synapse assembly; axonogenesis. Gene Ontology annotation, cellular component: membrane. The record is from RefSeq and is a predicted model, not a curated record. NCBI's taxonomy places the organism in Eukaryota, Metazoa, Chordata, Aves, Gruiformes, Gruidae. Gene Ontology annotation, molecular function: protein binding. The transcript has 3 exons.
GCAGCUUGGAUCUAAAAAUCUGACAAACCAAGUGAUCAAGUCAAGCUCUGCUGAGCAUCUUGUUUGUUUACUGCAUCCAAAUGCUUGCAAACAGUUAACUAUAUGCAGAAAAGUCAGCAUAGCUGUGAAGUAUGCUGUGAAUUUUAAUUGAGGAAAAAGGACAACUGCUCACAGGAUGGUCUAAUGUGCACGCUGCCUGGAAGAUUUUUUCAAUUGAACACUUUGUACUUUGUCUUCUGAACAAGGAUUUUAACUUUAUGGAACUGUAGUAUUACCAGAGCUUGCAGCAAAGCAAAACUCAGAAGAAAGCGUGCAUUUUUCACAGGGAAAAAUUGCAUCGCAUUGAAACAGCUGCUCCAACUGUGCGUUACCGAGCGUUCCAGGGAGUGUUACUGCUGUACAGUUUGGGGGUACAAGGAUUGCAGAGGAAAUACCUUUUGAUUUACAUACAUAAUGCAGAACCAAAGGAGAGAUUCCCUGUAUCCUGACUGAAACAGCUUUUGCUCACAACAUAUUGUUGAACCAAACCAAAUCUUGUUUCUUCUCUUCAGCAGCUGGACAACAUUAAGUUGAUCUUAGCAAGAAUCUUCUGGGCAAGAUGAAGCUCUGGAUUUUUAUUCUAUAUUCCGUUGUGAUUGCAUCUGAUCCUUUCCAGUCACAGCCUUCUUUUUCUUCAGUCAGAGGAUCUUGUCAGAAUUUGUGUUCCUGUGAAGAAAAGGAUGAUACCAUGAUUAUAAACUGCGAAGAAAGAGGCAUCAAGAUGGUAUCAGAAAUAAAUGUCCCACCAUCACGGCCUUUCCAUCUUAAUCUGUUAAACAAUGGCCUGACUACAUUACACGUGAAUGAUUUUGCUGGCCUUGUUAACGCUAUCACUCUACAUCUUGGUUUUAAUAAUAUUGCAGAUAUUGAGCCUGGGGCUUUCAAUGGUCUCAGCCUUCUUAAGCAACUUCAUAUCAAUCACAAUUCUUUAGAAACACUUAAAGAAGAUACAUUUAAUGGAUUGGAAAAUUUGGAGUUUCUUCAAGCAGACAACAAUUUCAUCACAGUGAUUGAAGCAAGUGCCUUUAGCAAACUCAACAGGCUUAAAGUGCUUAUUUUGAAUGAUAAUGCCAUUGAGUAUCUUCCUCCAAAUGUAUUUCGUUUUGUGCCAUUGACCCAUUUAGAUCUUCGCGGAAACCAGCUACAGACGCUUCCCUAUGUUGGCUUUUUGGAACACAUUGGUAGAAUACUAGACCUUCAGUUGGAAGACAAUAAAUGGGCCUGUAACUGUGAUUUGCUGCAGUUGAAGAUAUGGCUAGAAAACAUGCCUCCUCAGUCAAUAAUAGGUGACGUUGUAUGCAAUAGUCCUCCAGUUAUCAAAGGCAGCAUCUUAAGCCGGUUGAAAAAAGAAUCACUUUGUCCCACUCAUCCUGUCAAUGAACUUGAAGAUCCUUCAGGGUCACUGCCCUUGGUUGUAACGACCUCUAUCAGUGAUAGUCACCUAUCAACUAAGGUGAUUCCUAUCCUGAAAGCUCCUACUAAAGAACCAAGUUUAGUGCUUCAUACUUCAAAGCCUACUACUCAGUUUCCAGGAUUCUAUUGUCCUGUCCCCUGUCACUGCACCAGCCAUAUGCUCUCAGGAGUUCUCAUGCACUGCCAGGAGCGAAAUAUUGAAAGUUUGUCUGAUUUAGGACCCCCUCCUCCAAAUCCGAAAAAGCUUAUUCUAGCUGGAAACAUUAUUCAGACAUUACUGAAAUCAGAUCUUGUGGACUAUGCCAGCUUGGAAAUGCUUCACCUGGGGAACAAUCGCAUUGAAAUCCUUGAGGAAGGAUCCUUUAUGAAUCUGACUAAACUGCAGAAAUUAUAUCUCAAUGGUAAUCAUCUUACAAAGCUAAGUCAGAAUCUCUUCCUUGGCCUUCAGCACCUUGAAUAUUUGUACCUUGAAUAUAAUGCCAUCAAAGAAGUUUUGCCAGGGACAUUUAAUGCAAUGCCAAAACUUAAGGUCCUCUACUUAAAUAACAACCUUCUGCAGACUUUGCCACCCCAUAUCUUUUCAGGUGUUCCACUCGCCAGAUUAAAUCUGAAAACAAACCAAUUUGCUCAUUUACCUGUGAGUAAUGUCUUGGAUGAACUGGAUAUGCUGGUACAAAUUGAACUUGAAGACAACCCCUGGGACUGUACCUGUGAUUCAGUUGGGCUGCAAAAAUGGAUACAAAAACUGAGUAAGAAUACAAUGAUGGGUGAUAUUUUUUGUAAAUCUCCAGGACAUUUAGCAAAAAAAGAACUUAAAUCCCUGAACAGUGAAGUCUUGUGUCCAGGUUUAAUAAACAGCCCUGCUCUACCAACUCAUGCCAGUUUUGUAGUUGUGACAACUUCUACUACUACUACCAACACAGCAGACACCAUCCUGCGGUCCCUUACAGAUGCUGUCCCACUUUCUGUUCUAAUAUUAGGACUUCUCAUUGUGUUUAUAACUAUUGUAUUUUGCGCAGCAGGAAUAGUUGUUCUUGUUCUGCACCGGCGACGAAGAUGCAAAAAGAAACAAGCGGAUGAACAAAUGAGGGAUAGUAGCCCAGUUCACCUUCAGUACAGCAUGUAUGGGCAUAAGACAACACACCACACAACGGAGCGCCCAGCGGCGACUCUCUAUGAGCAACGUAUGGUUACUCCCAUGGUUCAGGUUUACCGCAGCCCAUCCUUCAGCCCCAAGCAUACUGAGCAACAGGAGGAGGGAAGUGAGAAGGAAGCUAGCGAUUCCAGACAUCUCCGCCGAAGUCUUCUGGAAAGAGAGAACAGUUCACCUCUUACAGGUUCAAAUGUCAAAUAUAAGGCUACAGAUCAAUCUGCUGAAUUUCUGUCUUUUCAGGAUGCCAGCUGCUUGUAUAGAAACAUUCUUGAAAAAGAGAGAGAACUGCAGCAGCUAGGGAUCACGGAGUACCUAAGAAAAAAUAUUGUCCAGCUCCAGCCUGACAUGGAAGUUCAUUAUCCUGGAGCACAUGAGGAGCUGAAGCUAAUGGAGACACUCAUGUACUCCAGGCCAAGAAAGGUUUUUCUAGAACAAACUAAAAAUGAGUAUUUUGAACUCAAAGCUAAUUUACAUGCUGAGCCUGACUACUUGGAAGUCCUGGAGCAGCAAACAUGAAGUGAUAAUACGUUAGGCUGGGGCCGAAUUUCUGUAAUUCUAUUUUAAGUUGGAACCGUUGUAAAUAAAAGUGCCUUAUAAUAACAUGUCAACAGUCAGAACUUAAGCACAGCAGUAAUCCUAGCAAAAAAAACUCAGGGAUCACUGUGGGAAGCCAUGGGGUUGUGUGCAGGCAAUAUGUCUCACCCCACGUUAAACAUGAACUUUGUGUGAUUGAACUGUGGGAGGAAGAUUGCUUAUUGUAAUAUUCCUCAACAUUUUAAAAAGGUGUGUAUGGCACUUUCCAUUCUGUACCCAACCUAUGGAAAAAAUAUUUGUUACCUUUACUCUUUCUUUUUUUCCUCAGCUUAAUUAGAUUCCUUUAAAAAAAAAAAAAAAAGAAAAAAACCCCAACCACCUGUGCUUGUAGUUAUAAGGUUAGAGUGUAUCGGUUAGGUUAGUACAUGCACUGCAUACAUGAUCAUUGUCUACAACUCCACCUAACAUACCUUUAUAAUAAAUAUGAAAGGAUUUGAAAUGUCAUACUAAAUGUCAGUUUUAAAAAAACAAACAAAAAACCAACCACAAAAAGAAAAGAUUUUUGUGUAUGCACCCAGAGCCUGCAAAUAUUUAAGUAUUUUACACGGAACUUCAUCGUGUGCAUUCCGUAUCAGUAUGUGGAAGGAAAAAUAUGUAACUGUGUUUACCCAACAUCUUCAAUGAAGAAAAAAGCAAGCCUUUUGCUACUUUUCCUAUCUUAUAGCUUUACCUAAGUUUGGACAAUCUCUUCUUGAGCUGCUGCUAUAUAAUAUUGUGCAUCACUGGUGUUUCAACUCAUAAUCCUGGGCAAUUUGAAAAGCUACUGAGAAUCAGCUGUAAAUAUGUUACUGUGUUUAAUAAGUUUGAUUUUUUUAUAUAUAUAUAUAUCUAUAUAUAAAUAACUUCUGUGCUGGCUUUAAAUAUUCUUGGAGGAAAUGAGUUUGCUGUGGCUAGGAACUUCCAAGUGCAAAUACAGAUCAUUUCCCACCCUACCCAAAAGCAACUCUCAGACAGAAUAACUGCAACAAUAAACACAUGUGAGGAAGAAUAAUAGUAUUUAGCUGUUUGUACAAAAAUAUGUUAUAUUUUCUGAAAUUAGAAGAAAAUAAAAUGUUGUGGGAAAAAUAGGUAAAAAAGUAGAACACUGCAGGUUUAUUUUUGCAAUGAAUUCUAGCUAGAUUUAUAUUUACUAUUUAUUCUGUAUAAUUUUGUAAUUUUUUUGAACUCACAAGAAAAGAAAAAGCUUAUUCCUGGCUGCCUUUCAAGCAAAUCAAGGAACUGCUCUCUAUCAAUGAAAAAGAAAUAAAGAGUUUUUUAAAUGUCUUUUUCUUAAAGGUCACUUUUUAAAGAAGGCAGCAACUUCUGCAUGCACAAGUUUAGAACUGUUUGGGAAUUAAACACAGUGCUUCUCACUCGUGUCAUGUGGACAGAAGCAUCUUGUCCAGAGUGCAGUAAAGCCCUUCAAUUUCUGUGCAUGACUGAUACGGUGCCAAAACACAAAUUCUGAUCUGUGUUUAUCUUCCUCUAAGCAAAUCUUUUGUAAACUGACUAUGCAUGAACUUUCUUUUUUUUUUUUAUUUC